CACACUUGUACACUAUUUUACUAAACAGAACAUAAAUGUUGAUAAAUGUGUUACCGCAGAUAUGUUUUUAAUUAUUUUGUGAGAUGAGCGGCUUUUUUGUUGGUCUGUAACUCUUGUGAAGUGCACCGCUGUAGGGAAAAAGGAAGGAUUUGGGACACAGCAGGCGGGAAUCCUGACUGGCUGGGAGAAGCGGAACAGAGAUCCGGAAACGCAGCGCUGUGGAAACAAACCGGCUGAACGGUUCGCUUUUCCCUCACAGCGUCUUUAAAGGACAAAAUGGCGUCCCGGUCCCUGUCCUCUUCCCCGGACUCUGCGGCGGAGUGGGGGUCGGAGUGCGGGAGGCCUGAGGCCGGGGAGCAGCGCAGUGUGGAGUCCGGGAGCGCCUCAGAGUUAGAGGGGGAAGAGCUCGAGCGCCAGUUUGAGUCCGCCGCAGAGAGAGUGCGCGAGCUGCUGCAGACCGCCAGCAGGGAGGAGCUGCUUUACCUGUACGCCAGGUACAAACAGGCCACAGUGGGGAAAUGUAACACAUGCAAACCGGGGUUCUUCGAUUUCGAGGGUCAGAGGAAGUGGACAGCGUGGAAGCAGUUGGGUGAUAUGAGUAAGGAGCAGGCCAUGCAGGAAUACAUAUCCUCUGUACACACACUGGAUCCGGAGGGAAUGAAGGGUUCAUCUGAGAGAAGGAGAGGAGAGCGCAGGACAGCAUUUGGUGGCGCAUCAGUGAGCUGCUUAUACCAGCAAGAGACGAUCAGGGAGGAGGAUAAGAACAUAUUUGACUACUGCAGAGAGAACAACAUCGAGCGGGUUCGCUUGGCCCUCAGCACACACAACAUCGACGUCAACACCAAGGACGAGGAGGGUCGAGCUCUGCUGCACUGGGCGUGUGACAGAGGACACAAAGAGCUCGUGAUUUUCUUACUGAACAACAACGCUAACAUCAACAGCCAGGAUAAUGAAGGUCAGACUCCUCUGCAUUAUGCGUCUGCGUGCGAGUUCGAUGAGAUUGUGGAGCUCCUCCUGCAGAGUGGUGCUGAUCCCUCCAUUAAAGAUGGAGAAGGUUCUCUCCCUGAGGAAGUGACCGAGUCCAGCUCCAUCUCCUCUCUCCUCCGGCAGUACAGCGCUCCCAAAGGAUAAAAACACACACACACACACACACACACACACAUCACAUCACAUCACAUCACUCCACAGCCAAUCUGAGCCAGUACACACCUCUCUCUCUCUCUCUCUCUCUCUGUGGUUAUUAGGAUGGAGUCGGACCUGCUGUGUGUUUUGGAGACUGUAAGGGGGUUGGGGGUUCGGGAAGGAGUUGGAGGGAUCAGUAGGAGUAAAUAUUAAUGUGCACUCUGAAUAUUCAGUGGUUCAGGAUACCGAGCUUUAGCGAUGAGGGUUUAGGGUAUAGGGCUUGGGAGUGAAGGAUGUAGGGGUUAGGGCUCACGGUUUGGAUGUUAACUUUUUAGUAUUUAGGGUGUAGGGGUUUGGAUAUUUAGGUCAAACUCCUAAUCACUAAACCCUAAAUCUAACCAAUAAACACCCACGCCCUGUUCCUCAAAUCCCUAACCCCUAACUCGCUCACUAAACCCUAAAACUUGAACACUGAGUACUGAUGCUCAAUUAACAACACUGAACUGACUUCCUCUUUACGCACACACACACACACACACACACACACACACACACACACACACUCUAGUUUUCUUUAACAGUUAGCCUCAGUGUUAUUGUUCUGUUAAAAUCACUGAAUCUUAAAAGCAGUUUGUUGUACCUGCAUUGUGAGUGUGUUCAGAGAGAGAGUGUGUGUGUGUGUGUGUGUGUGUGUGUGUGUGUGUGUGUGUGUGUGUGUGUGUGUGUGUGUGUUUUGGAAUGUGUACAGCUUUGUUUCUGUUCGUGCUACAGGUUUUGUUUGCGGUUCUGUUUGUUCUGUUCAAGAAACAAAUACAACAAUAAAAACAAUAUCGCUGUGA
Molecule: messenger RNA, 1961 nt
Organism: Neoarius graeffei (lesser salmon catfish)
Lineage: Eukaryota; Metazoa; Chordata; Actinopteri; Siluriformes; Ariidae
Gene: acbd6
Product: acyl-CoA binding domain containing 6
Exons: 8
Coding region: 277-1131 (284 amino acids)
Molecular function (GO): protein binding; fatty-acyl-CoA binding
Source: RefSeq, a predicted model, not a curated record